Fomitopsis serialis is the source of this 1240-nucleotide messenger RNA. RefSeq lists its product as uncharacterized. The transcript has a single exon. The coding region runs from base 95 to 1039 and encodes 314 amino acids. The record is from RefSeq and is a predicted model, not a curated record. NCBI's taxonomy places the organism in Eukaryota, Fungi, Basidiomycota, Agaricomycetes, Polyporales, Fomitopsidaceae.
GCUGUCACACCUCACUCGCUGGCACGCAAGCCACGAGUUUUGAAGCCUCCAGUCUCCUAUCCUUUCUCUUCGCUUUCUCUCUUUCCUAGCUAUCAUGGACCCUGGCAACCAGCAAGAUAUUCCUGUGAGGGUGCUGGACCCCACGAAAGAAGUCUGCCCGAACUACGCCUUGGCUCCCUUCGCGGCCAUUCGCCAGGCAAUGACGGCAGGCGGUGCCAUGACGGAGGAGCAAGCCGUCCAGACCUUGCGAGAUGGUUGGCAGGAGCACCAUGCUCAGCAUCUUCAGGCGUGGCACGACCAGUGUCGAGAAGACCAGCGUCGCGAGGACGAGGAAGCACAGCGGAGACGCAACGAAGACGAAGCUCGCCUCGCUGAGGUACGUCGCGAAGCAGCAGAAGAGCAGAAGGCCCUCGACAAGAAGAAGCCGAAGCUUGCGACAGUGGACCCCUCUCGAGGUCCUCCCACCCAGCUACGACAACGGGUCCCAGAUUACGCGCGCGAGAAACUGGCCAAACUUGCUUUCGUCGAACUUGACUACUUCACGGCUCAUUCCCGCCAAGUCGCAGAAACCCAAACCAGAAGCACGCUCGACGAGGCGUACACCAUCGUUCGGAACGACGCCGGGCUCAGCCUCGCGUCCGUGUCCUCGCAGCGCGCCAUGAAGGGCAUCCGUCGCGACGCAUCCCUCCCUUUUCGGGAGAUGGUCAUUGCGUGGCCGGUCUUCAUCCAGACCAUCACGGAUCUUCCGGCGUGGCCCCGGCCCUUGGUCAAAGCGUACAUGGACUUCUUCCUCGAGAUUGUCGGUCACCGCGACAGCCAGAACGAAAUCGGGCAAGAAGCCCUCAUGCUCUAUAUCGAGGAAGUGCGCAUGGAUUGGCACGAAAAGAUCAUCGCCAAAAAUGUCACGGACGCAACGUACGACAUCAGCGAGUUCGCGCCUAAGCUGUACGAAGAAUGCAAAGCUGAGAUACACUCAAAUCGCGCUCGGGCCCUCAUUAACCAGGUAUGUCAAUCGCCCUUAUUCGCCGACACACACUAACUGUCAUCUUUCUCCCUCUCUUCACCAUCGAAACACUGACGUCUUUCACCCACGACCCAUACGAACAUGCGACACCAACACGCGCGUUACGACCGGCGUGGUCUUGCGUUCACGGCUGGCGCGGUCUUGCUUUUGCGACCGGCGGGGCCUUGUGUUUCAUGACCGGCGUGGUCUCGCAUUCAUGGCCGGCGUGGUCUUGUC